Penicillium verhagenii is the source of this 288-nucleotide messenger RNA. RefSeq lists its product as uncharacterized. Lineage: Eukaryota; Fungi; Ascomycota; Eurotiomycetes; Eurotiales; Aspergillaceae. The record is from RefSeq and is a predicted model, not a curated record. Bases 1 to 288 code for a protein of 95 amino acids. The transcript has 3 exons.
AUGGCCGCUAUGGCAUCAAUGUCAUUCCGUGGCGAGAACUAUGGGAUCCAGAUCGGAGAUAACAGCGGCUCAGUUCAUGCGGAAUUCCAUCCUCCUCAUCGACCGGAAACCCCACCCGGGCCUCUAUCAAAUGUCCCAUUCCCGCGUGACCCAGACUUCGUUCGUCAUGAUACUCUGCUGGACCAGCUUCAUAAUAAAUCCUUAGUCCCUGGGGCAAGAAUCGCGCUGGUCGGCCUCGGCGGUGUCGGGAAAUCACAACUCGCGAUCGAAUACACCUACCGAGUCUGA